Messenger RNA from Cheilinus undulatus (humphead wrasse), 2840 nucleotides. RefSeq names its product pre-mRNA-splicing factor ATP-dependent RNA helicase DHX15-like. The transcript is spliced from 14 exons. Gene Ontology annotation, molecular function: RNA helicase activity; ATP binding; RNA binding. Gene Ontology annotation, cellular component: spliceosomal complex; intracellular anatomical structure. NCBI's taxonomy places the organism in Eukaryota, Metazoa, Chordata, Actinopteri, Labriformes, Labridae. The record is from RefSeq and is a predicted model, not a curated record. Bases 187 to 2385 code for a protein of 732 amino acids.
GACAGAGAAGCAGAGUGCACACCCCCUGCAUCCUCCCCUUGUCCCUACACCACUGCACCGAGUUUGCAGAGGCUGCUGUAGGUUUUCAUGAACGGCAUCAUGAGGAAUAUUCAGUAACGCUGGGAUCUUCUGCAUGCAAAGUGAACCCGAAACGCGGCUUUUUGAUCAUUCUGUUGAGGGAAAAUUAUGAUGAGGCGUGACCGCAACAGGGAACGAGCCAGUGAUGAACGUUGGAGUGACAGGGAUCGAGAUCGAGCCUGGGGCAGAGAUGCAAAGCCAUUCUCACCUGCAGGAGGCAGCGGCGGCGGCUUCAUGAAACAAACCCCCCUACAGCAGCAGAUCAACCAAUUUACUAACCUGCCCCACACGCCACGCUACUAUGAGAUCCUAAAGAAGCGGUUGCAGCUUCCUGUCUGGGAGUACAGAGAGAGCUUUACUGAUACCCUGACACAGAACCAGUCUUUUGUCCUGGUGGGAGAGACGGGCUCUGGAAAGACCACACAGAUCCCCCAGUGGUGUGUGGACAUGGUGCGGGCAGUGCCGGGGCCAAAGAGAGCAGUGGCCUGCACCCAGCCCAGGAGGGUAGCGGCGAUGAGUGUCGCCCAGAGGGUGGCUGAUGAGAUGGACGUCAUGCUGGGUCAAGAGGUGGGCUACUCCAUCAGGUUUGAGGACUGCAGCUCCGCCAAGACGGUACUCAAGUACAUGACAGAUGGGAUGUUGCUGCGGGAGGCCAUGAAUGAUCCUCUGCUGGAACGUUACGGCGUCAUCAUCCUAGAUGAGGCACAUGAACGCACAUUAGCUACAGAUAUCCUCAUGGGGGUGUUGAAGGAGGUGGCCCGCCAGAGGCUUGACUUGAAGGUCAUCGUUAUGAGCGCCACCCUCGAUGCCGGAAAGUUCCAGGUGUACUUUGACAGCUGCCCAUUGCUCACUAUCCCUGGACGCACUCACCCUGUGGAGAUUUUUUACACCCCAGAACCAGAGCGUGACUACCUGGAGGCGGCCAUCCGGACUGUGAUCCAGAUCCACAUGUGUGAAGCGGCUGAAGGGGACAUUCUGCUCUUCCUCACUGGACAAGAGGAAAUCGAUGAAGCUUGCAAGCGAAUCAAGAGGGAGAUUGAUGACCUGGGCCCUGAGGUCGGCGAUAUCAAAAUCAUCCCCUUGUACUCGACGUUGCCUCCACAGCAGCAGCAGAGGAUUUUCGAGCCUCCUCCACCCAAUAAACCAAAUGGCGCCAUCGGAAGGAAGGUUGUCGUGUCAACAAACAUCGCCGAGACGUCCCUGACCAUCGACGGCGUCGUGUUUGUAAUUGAUCCCGGAUUUGCCAAGCAAAAGGUGUAUAACCCACGCAUCAGAGUGGAAUCCCUCUUGGUCACAGCGAUCAGCAAAGCCUCAGCCCAGCAGAGGGCGGGUCGCGCUGGACGAACACGCCCAGGAAAGUGUUUCCGCCUUUACACCGAGAAAGCUUACAAGACAGAAAUGCAGGACAACACGUAUCCAGAGAUCCUGAGGUCCAAUCUGGGCUCUGUGGUGCUGCAGCUGAAGAAACUGGGAAUAGACGACUUGGUGCACUUUGACUUCAUGGACCCACCAGCCCCAGAGACCCUGAUGCGAGCCCUGGAGUUGCUGAACUAUCUGGCGGCGCUCAACGACGAUGGUGACCUAACAGAGCUGGGUUCCAUGAUGGCCGAGUUCCCCCUGGACCCUCAGCUGGCCAAGAUGGUCAUCGCCAGCUGUGAGUUCAACUGUUCCAACGAGGUUCUCUCCAUCACGGCCAUGUUGUCAGUCCCACAGUGCUUCGUCCGACCAACCGAGGUGAAGAAGGCAGCGGAUGAGUCCAAGAUGCGCUUUGCCCACAUCGACGGAGACCACCUGACGUUGCUCAACGUCUACCAUGCCUUUAAACAGAACCACGAGUCCACUCAGUGGUGCUAUGACAAUUUUGUCAACUACCGCUCGCUGAUGUCAGCAGACAAUGUGCGGCAGCAGCUUUCCAGGAUCAUGGACCGCUUCAGCCUGCCGCAGCGGAGCACAGAGUUCUCUAGCAGAGAUUACUACACCAACAUCCGCAGAGCUCUGGUCACUGGAUUCUUCAUGCAGGUCGCUCACCUGGAGCGCACCGGUCAUUACCUGACAGUGAAGGACAACCAAGUGGUGCAGCUGCACCCCUCCACUGUGCUGGACCACAAGCCUGAGUGGGUGCUCUACAACGAGUUUGUGCUCACCACCAAGAACUACAUCCGCACAUGUACUGACAUCAAACCAGAGUGGCUCGUGAAAAUCGCCCCGCAGUACUACGAGAUGAGUAACUUCCCCCAGUGUGAAGCAAAGAGACAGUUGGAGCGCAUCAUUGCAAAAGUCUCAUCUAAGGAACACACUCAGUACUAAGCCAGUUUGCAUGUGUUGAAGUGUCUGUGCACAGGAUAAUGUGAACUUUUGAUCUGCCUCUAUUUUUUUAGUUUGACAAAACAGCCUCAUUUUUUAGUAUAUUUUUGCAUCAUUCUACUACUUUUUGUCAUUUUUUUAAUCCCAAAGGGUUAUGCACUACUUAAUAUGUACUGUAAACAAUCUGUUAUCAGGUAUUUAAUCAUAACCAUUCCUCUUUGCAUGAUAUUUCAUGUAAAUUGUAACAUUCCUCUUAUAGACAUCCAUACUAAGUCCCAGCUUGGGAUUCAUGACUAUUUUUUUGCUUCUUCUGCAGAAACGUCAGUCCUUUGAGAGAAGCUUUUAAACAAACAUAAUUUAUACUGUAUUUAUGUGAGGGCUUAAUGUAUUGUUCUCCUGUCAUAGAGAUAUGAAGUGGGACAGCCUGCCCACAUCUUCCUGUCACUGUUCAACUUAAU